Molecule: messenger RNA, 2849 nt
Organism: Pectinophora gossypiella (pink bollworm)
Lineage: Eukaryota; Metazoa; Arthropoda; Insecta; Lepidoptera; Gelechiidae
Product: tubulin glycylase 3A-like
Exons: 10
Coding region: 154-2787 (877 amino acids)
Biological process (GO): cilium assembly; cilium movement; protein polyglycylation
Cellular component (GO): cilium
Molecular function (GO): protein-glycine ligase activity, initiating
Source: RefSeq, a predicted model, not a curated record
GGAUUUGUACUCGAAAAUGUCACAAUAAAUUUACAGUUACCGAUUUUAUACCUUUUCUAUUUUGUUUAAGAACGCUAUUGCGUUCAUUUUAACCUAGUUUUCUGAGUAGUGACCUCAUUGCAGAAGAAUUCUGGAGGGCUACACCUGGGGCUCAUGGCUGUAACGAUGGAGCUGGAAGAGAGCGUGUCAGACUCGAAAUUACACAAGGAUAGCACAGCCAAAAAUGAACUGCGGCCGUCGAGUGCUGUCUCGCUCUCCAAAUCCGAAAAUGGCCCAGAAACUUCGUCGUCGACGGACCAAUUGAAGCAAUUCAAGUCAUGGGUAAGCAACGAGCGAUGGAAUGAGUUACGGAAGAUAGCUGACAACGCCAUGAAGGACCGCAGAGUGUUCAUGAUCAAGGGAGGUGGCUUCCCGGCCGUGCGCCGAGCCUUGACGGAGCGGGGGUGGAUAGAGAAAUAUGAGUCGCAUAAGGUUCGACAUCCUCCGGUUAACAUAGACCCUAAAAAAGUGACAGGCAAAGAGCUUUCAAAGGUCGAAAGGAUGAUUCUCUUCAAGUUUAUGGAGCACCAUUCAGUCGAUUUCCUUUGGACGACCAAGAGGGAUAGGUACGAUUGGUUACUUAGCAACAAGGAUGUUAUUAUAAGCAGAUUUUGCAGAUCAAUUUUCACUACCAAGGAAGGUCUGACGGCUUCGCUAACCCAAAUGCAUUGGUUCACCGAACCUGGGGUGUCUAUAACGAAAUUUCCGCGUUGCUACAACAUCCACAACUCGGAUAGCCUGGAGGAGUUUAUCGACGAUUUCAGAAUAACUGCGUGCAUCAGCAUCCUUAAAUGGCUUUCGAAAACGCUCACGAACACCAAUGAGCACGACUUGGUAUCGCACCAGGGGAAAGUUCCCUUUACAGCCAUUGAAUUUGCUUUGAACCGACUGAACGAAUACAUCUCAUUCUACACUCAUAAGGACAUCGAUGAAAUAGAGGACCAAAGCGAGCAUGUGUGGGAACACGAGUGGGACCAGUUCCUGACGCAUCAUUACCUCCUUGUUCAUGAGAAAGCUAAGUUUGCUGAAGAUAAAAACUACAGUCUGAGACAAUUGGAAAAGAAGGGGGCGAAGGUUUUAGCUCUUAUGAUCAAGUACUGGCCGCAGAUAGACAUAGACGGCGUUCUAAACAUAUGGAUCAUAAAGCCUGGCAACAAAUGCCGUGGUAGAGGCAUUCAGCUCAUGAACAAUAUCAAAGACAUAAUAGGUCUCAUCAACAUACCUGCUCAGAAAACUAGAUACGUUGUGCAGAAAUAUAUAGAAAAUCCUCUGGUUAUUUACAACACCAAGUUUGAUAUUCGUCAGUGGUUUCUAGUUACAAAUUGUCAACCUCUUACAAUUUGGGUGUACAAAGAUAGCUACCUUCGAUUUAGUUCACAAAUAUUUAGUUUGUCAAAUUACCAUGAGUCUGUGCACCUGACGAACAAUGCAGUGCAGAGUAAGUACAAGAACAACGGGCAAAGGGACAAAGCGUUACCGGAUGAGAACAUGUGGGACUGUCACACCUUCAAAGCCUACCUCAAACAGAUCGGAAAAUAUGAAAUGUGGGAUGCGAAAAUCUACCCUGGAAUCAAACAAUGUUUGAUUGGUGCGAUGCUGGCUUGUCAAGAUUCGAUGGAUAAGAGGCAGAAUAGCUUCGAAUUGUACGGAGCAGACUUCAUGCUGACGUCGGACUUUACGCCGUGGCUGAUUGAGAUCAACUCUAGCCCCGACCUGGCACCGACCACCUCCGUCACAGCGCGACUGUGUCCGCAGUGUCUAGAAGAUGUUGUCAAAGUGGUACUCGAUCGGCGUACUAAUCCCGAUGCGGAUACGGGAACAUUUGAACUCGCUUAUCGGCAGGUUAUCCCUAAAGCUCCGGCAUAUCUCGGCUUGUCCCUGUGCCUUAAUGGAAAAAAAGUAUUUAAGAAAAAGGAAAGACAAAAACAUGAACAAAAAAAUGUUACACCAAUACCGCCUCGUGUACCUUCCGGUGACGCUAUAGACCAAGAACAAUCGGUGCCUGCUGAGUACAGCGGCCCGAUAAUCACAGAUUUCCUUACUUGGUUAAACCCUUACGAUUGUUUACCGACGAACAAGGAUGGCAUCGUAAUGGAACCCAAGGAAUCUCUAACGGUACGCCAAGCUAUGACUGUGGUUAAAUCCGGUUUCGCUCUUAAGAGCGGAUCGAAAAAGCGUAAAACGUCCGCGCUCUCUUUUAGGACACAGCACCGUGGAAGGAGAGAGAAAAACGGAGAUGGUAAGCGUCGUGUAGUCCCUCACUCGUGCUGUCGACCGGAGGAGGGGCCGUCAGGUAACCCAGGCAAAUACCGUACGGAAUCCGCGAACAGAACCCAGAAGCCUAAGAUCGAAAAAUCGGUCGGUAACAAGCGCUGCUACAUAGACCCGACUGAUUGGGAACGUGAAACUGCCAGCCUGCUUCGUACCACCAUUUCCGUACAGAACAAGAGCAUUCACAGACCUGAAAAUGUGGUUCCUCUGCGACAAACUAAGUCGGGAGGAAUCAAUUCUCAUCAUAAAUUUUCCGACCCCCUCCCGAACUCGCGAAAUAUCAUGGACGAUGCGGAUCCUAUAAAAAAAUUGAGUGCUAUCGGCACAAGUAUUUGUAAACUGCGAGGAGAAAAUAAAGCUAAGAAGGGUAUAAGUUUUUCGAAAAGUUGUACGUCCAUUUAUACCCCGUAUCGUGUUAUUAUGACGCCGUUAAACGACGAACCGCGAAACUCUAUCUUAAAAUCCAAACAUACUUAAUGUUAGCCAUCAAUUGUCCCAAACGUGUGUUCAUCGCAAUUUACAAUUAACAUUGUGUUACU